CUACGCUCACUGGGAGGUGCUGGAAACAAGUAUGGGGUUGUUAUAUUCAUCGUUUUAGUUGAUGCGGGGGGGGAAAUAAUCGCAUGCCAUAGCACAGUUGUUAAAUGAUUGGUUAGAAUUGCUUGUCAUAUCCUACUUCAAACAAAUUUCAUUGUCACUGAGUAACACAAUGGAUGUUAUUGAGACGGUUGUAACAGAGAGUAUUGAAGUAGAUGAAACUCCAACGGUGUCCAGUUUGGAUCCAGAUAAAUCGAAAGCAGAGUUUGUAUGGACUUUACAAGCCACAUGGCAACUUGUCCAAACCCGCCUCGAAAUGGACCAGGAUUUUGACCAGCCAGUGUGCAAGAAAAAGAAACUGUGGGAGACAGUGGCUGAGAGAGUGACUGCCAAGCUAAGGGCAGCUGGGAGCACAGAUGUCACAGUCAAGGCCUAUGAGUGUGAUCUGAAGUGGCGUAACAUGUUGGCCACAUACAGGAAAAACGCUGAGAGGUCCAAGAGACUGGGGGCCCACAGUGUCCACUGGGAGUUCUUCAAGGCCAUGCAUGAGGUCCUGGGGAAGAGUCGGGAGGAGAUCGAGGCACAGCGCAGGUCCAAACUCAACGGGACCAAGCUGGGCAAGGCUAUUGCCAGCAAGCGGUUUACCCCCAUCCUCCCUACACCCUCCCUGACAGCUGCCCCCUUUGCUUCCAGGCCCCCCCAGGAUGUCCUGCAGCUGUACAUGGAGCUGCAGGAGAGGAAGAUGAACAUGUGGGCCCAGCAGAAGGCCCUGGAGGAGAGGAAGAUAGAGGCCAUCAAUAAUCUAGCCCGUGCAAUCUCCAGUUUGUCUCACAGUCAAAACAACAGUUUCCAGCUGCCAGAGUAGCAGUACAGCACACCAGAGCAAAGGAGUUCUCACUGAACU
Messenger RNA from Salmo salar (Atlantic salmon), 901 nucleotides. RefSeq lists its product as uncharacterized. Lineage: Eukaryota; Metazoa; Chordata; Actinopteri; Salmoniformes; Salmonidae. The record is from RefSeq and is a predicted model, not a curated record.